Messenger RNA from Amaranthus tricolor (Joseph's coat), 1835 nucleotides. Its product is annotated as GATA transcription factor 8-like. The transcript has 4 exons. Gene Ontology annotation, cellular component: nucleus. NCBI's taxonomy places the organism in Eukaryota, Viridiplantae, Streptophyta, Magnoliopsida, Caryophyllales, Amaranthaceae. Gene Ontology annotation, biological process: positive regulation of DNA-templated transcription. The record is from RefSeq and is a predicted model, not a curated record. Bases 460 to 1386 code for a protein of 308 amino acids. Gene Ontology annotation, molecular function: zinc ion binding; sequence-specific DNA binding.
AUGGUAACAUGAGACGUGGAGCCCACAGGUAGAUCUGCUUCCAAUGUUUAUGAGUUGGGAGUAAAACCUCCCCCAUUUUUUAUUCAGAGUGGAACACUACUAAUGCUAAUUAUGAAAAAUCAAAGAUUAUAUAAAUUUAUUGAAUUUCAGAGACUUCAACAUCAAGACAACAAGAUCAAGAGAAGGCAAUGAAAUUGUAAUAAAUACAGCCAUAGCUCCCAAUUAUAUGCUCUUAUUAGGCCUUAGCGUACAAACAAAUUCUCACAACUACCUUCCUUUUUCCUCUUCCUCCAUUACUACUGUUUUGGUGCUUCUAUUCUUCCAUUUUUGUUCUCUAUCUUCUCUGCAGUACCAGAAUCAAGGUACUCAAUUAACAAUUGUAGCUAAUUCAGCUCCAUUUUUCAAAGAAGAAAACCAAAGCAGAGAGUACGGACAGAGGCUGUAGGAUAGAGAAAUAAAAUGAGUUUGAUGGAGGAGAUUGAUUGUGGGAAUUUUUUUGACCAAAUUGAUGACCUUCUUGAAGUUCCAAACGACGUUGAAAAAGGAUUGGUUGAUAAUAGAGUUACCGGAGAAUACAAUGAUUUUCCGCCGGUUUUUUGGUCGGGAAACUCGCCGGUCUUUUCAGCCGCUUCUAAUAACAGUGCCUCGGACCUCUCUGCUGAACUCUCUGUUCCUUAUGCGGACAUUCUUCAGCUCGAGUGGCUAUCGACAUUUGUGGAAGACUCCUUUGCUAGUAGAGGCUUGACGCUUGAGAAAAGUCAGUCAACGUCUUUCGAUAAGGACUCCCCCCGAAAUCAGUUUCAGACUUCCAGUCCUAUAUCAGUCCUUGAGAGCAGCAGUGCUUGCAUAACAUCAUUCUCAUCCGGUCAUGAAAAACGUGCUCGCAGCAAACGCCCUCGUCCAGCUACAUUCAAUCCUCUUGCUCACCUAAUUUCCCCAACAUCUUCCAUCACCAAAACAUCUCACCAUGCUUUGCUCGGUUCCAAACCUUCAUCGGCUGAUUCAGGGAAUUUUUCUGAGUCUCGUCCAUUGAAGAAAAAGAAGAUCAAGAUUCUACUUCCCUCGGUUAGAAUAAGCCAGAAUCAAAAUGAGAAUCCAAAUGCAAACCCCACAUCACAGCCAUUACGAAAGUGCAUGCAUUGUGCAAUUACUAAGACCCCACAAUGGAGGGCAGGCCCUAUGGGUCCCAAAACCCUUUGCAAUGCAUGUGGUGUCCGAUACAAGUCUGGCCGUCUCUAUCCUGAGUAUCGGCCAGCUGCAAGCCCUACUUUCGUGCCAUCGUUGCACUCCAAUUCUCACAAGAAAGUCCUCGAGAUGAGAACCAAGAACACCGAGGAGAAACCCGACCUCAUCCCAAUAUGUGGCCUUCCCCCGGCAUGUAUGUGAUCUCAAAGAACAGCCUCCUCUGAACACAUGAAAUCGAGGAGGCUAGGGAUGCGCUGAGGUCAUUGUAUCAUUAUUUCCUUCCUGUAGUGGUUGCGUUCGGCCGUCAGCCCUGCAUUUUAGAGUCAUUUGUUGUUGUUUCUCCAUUUAUAUUGCUACAUAUAUCUUGGUUCAUUGUUUUUUUUUGUACAAAGAAGGGGGCAAUGUUAUAAAUUAGCAUCAAUAGUUGACUAUAUUUAGCUUAAAGUAGAGAGGAAUUAAGGAAAAUGAGAUUGAUAAAGCAGGAAGAGUUGAGAGAGCAAAUACAAAGUUUGUAGCCCUAAAGAUUUAGGUGUAGGUUAAACUUUAAUUAGUUGUCAUGGUCACUAGGUAUGAAGUCUUGUUUGUUUAAAUUCCCAUAUUUUGUUCGUCUUUUUCUUUUUCAUUCUUUUUAUAAAUUUUUUUAUUUAUCA